Messenger RNA from Papilio xuthus (Asian swallowtail), 7169 nucleotides. It is a transcript of the gene msps, whose product is annotated as msps cytoskeleton-associated protein 5. Lineage: Eukaryota; Metazoa; Arthropoda; Insecta; Lepidoptera; Papilionidae. The record is from RefSeq and is a predicted model, not a curated record. Bases 204 to 6326 code for a protein of 2040 amino acids. The transcript is spliced from 36 exons. Gene Ontology annotation, biological process: establishment or maintenance of microtubule cytoskeleton polarity; microtubule polymerization; spindle organization. Gene Ontology annotation, molecular function: microtubule plus-end binding; microtubule plus end polymerase activity.
UCCAUUUUCUAUCAUUUCGCAAACUCAAAAAAACUAUAGCACUGCGGUGGAAAAGAAUUCCUUUUGUCGGUUAAAUAUUAUUUCUUGUCGUUAGAUCAUGUGAGUGGUUCAUGUUUUGCAAGUUUUACAUUUAUUUUUUGUAGUUUUAACCAGUGACAUCAAGAAGGGCUGCAGAAUAACGAAUUGAAGACUGAACACUGAAAAUGGAGGAUGAAAAUGAAUAUAAAAAGUUACCGACGGAGGAGAAAUGUGUCCACAAACUUUGGAAGGCUCGUGUUGCCGGCUAUGAAGAGGCGAGCAAACUGUUUAUUCAAAUUGAUGAUGAAAAGUCACCCGAGUGGAAUAAAUAUUUAGGACUUAUCAAGAAAUUUGUGACAGACAGCAAUGCAGUGGCUCAGGAAAAAGGCUUGGAGGCUGCAUUGCUGUUUGUGGAAAACUGUGGACAUGCAGGCAAGACAACUGGAGAAGUUAUGUCUGGUAUUGUCGCUAAAUGCAUUGCCGCACCCAAAACAAAGACUAAAGAUCUUGCACUGCAGAUAACACUAAUGUAUGUAGAAAUAGAAAAACAUGAGAUUGUUGAAGAAGAAUUAUUGAAAGGAAUGGAACAGAAGAAUCCAAAAGUUGUUGCCGCCUGCGUAUCAGCUCUGAACACAGCUCUUAAAUUGUUUGGGAACAAAGUGAUUGCUAUAAAACCUAUGGUGAAAAAGAUACCAAUACUCCUGGCUGAUAGAGAUAAAACUGUAAGGGAUGAAAUGAAGGCAUUGGUUGUUGAAAUGCAUAGGUGGAUAGGAGCAGCUAUAGAACCUCACAUCGCUAGUCUCCAAGCUGUUGUCCAGCAGGAAUUGAGGGAAUCCUUUGGUUCGGGAGGUGCUCAGCCAACAAGAUAUCUCCGCUCUCAGCAAAAUAGAGUUAGGGAUGUACCGUCUGCUGAUGCUGCUGAUGGUGGGACAGACGAUCAAGAUGUUGAGAAUGGCGGCGGUGAAUCAGCGGAAAUGGACCCUUACGAUCUACUGGACCCAGUGGAAAUACUCUCAAAAUUACCAAAAGACUUCUAUGAUAAACUCGAGGCUAAAAAAUGGCAAGAACGUAAAGAGGCACUUGAUGCUUUGGAAGCAUUGUUGAAGGCUGCACCGAGGUUGGAACCUGGAGAUUAUGCUGAUUUGGUCAGAGCAUUGAAAAAGGUUAUAUCAAAGGAUACAAAUGUAAUGUUAGUAGCUCUCGGAGGCAGAUUAAUGGGUAUGGUUGCAAGUGGUCUGCGCGGCAAGUUCCAGCCGUAUGCAGUCUCCUGUGUACAAUCCAUACUAGAGAAGUUUAAAGAGAAGAAAACUAAUGUUGUGGCAGCACUCAGAGAGGCUAUAGAUGCUAUAUACCCUUGCACAAACUUGGAAGCGAUAAUGGAGGACAUGAUAGCUGCAUUUGACAACAAGAAUCCAUCAAUAAAAGCUGAAAGCGCUUUGUUCUUGGCGCGAGCGCUCUGUCACACACAACCGGCGGCGUUUAACAAGAAACUUAUCAAGGCGUAUGUUGCUGGAUUACUUAAACUACUGGAAAGUGCAGAUCCAGCGGUACGAGACGCUGCUGCGGAGGCGCUUGGUACCGCAACGAAAUUAGUAGGCGAGAAAAACAUAGCACCGCACAUUGGCAAACUUGAUAACUUGAAGGAACAAAAGAUUAAAGAAUUCGCUGAAAAGGCGGUGAUACAAGUCAAGGUUGCCGCACCAAAGAAGGAGACGAAACCAAAAACCCCAGUAGCGGCAGGCAAAGGGGAUUCUAAACCAACGGCCGGUUCAAGCCAGCCUAAACCGGUUAAGCGACCAACAACCGGUGCUAAGAAACCACCUGCCAGUGCUAAGAAGGCAACUAAAGCACAAGCCAGUCCGCCGAGAGAGCAGGAAUUAUCUGAUGAUGAAGUUGAUUCUAGAGCGGAGAAGUUGUUUCCAUCUGAAGUUCUUAGUGGUUUAGGUGACAGUAAUUGGAAGAACCGUCUCACAGCAGUUCAGAGUCUACAUUCAACAAUACAAGGUCUAUCCUCUGAUGACACAUCAGCGCAAGUCCUAUAUAGGGUUUUGAAUAAGAAACCUGGCCUCAAAGAUACUAAUGUACAAGUCCUGAAAGCUCGACUGGAAGCCUGCAAAUAUAUUACGGAGAAUUUUCCCAUUUCCACGACAGCAGCCAAUUUCGUGUUACAAGAUGUUGUGGUAAAACUAGGAGAAAGUUCCUGCCUGUCAAUAUCUGCAGAUUGUCUCACUUCGCUGGCCGAUGGUUGUGGAUUGGAACAUGUUCUUAAUGAAGGUCUAACAUACGCUAUGGACUCACAGAAGAACCCUAAAGUACAGUCUGAGAUGUUUAACUGGAUGUCUGGUGCGAUUAAAGAGUUUGGCUUUACUAUGAAUGUAAAAUCUAUAGUAGCACAUUCUAAGAAAGCUUUAUCAGCUACAAAUCCGAAUGUAAGAACAUCGACAGUCAACUUCCUUGGUAUACUAUCUCUGUACGUGGGACCAUCUCUUAUCAACCAUUUUGAUAGUGAAAAAGCAGCGACAAAGCAACUGAUAAGUCUCGAAUUAGAUAAAUAUGCGAAUAGUUCACCGCCGGCACCUAGUCGACAGAUUGGAACAGUUAGUAAGUCCGCAAGCAAAGGUUCGGUUGGUGAUGAAAUAGAGGAAGGUUUCGAAGACGCGGUGGAUGAGGAGCCUGUCGUUGUGGAGGACGCGAGAGCUCGCACUGACAUCGCGCCUUUGAUCACUGAUGCCUUGGUCGCUGAGAUUAAUGAUAAGAAUUGGAAGGUACGAAACGAAGCUCUUGACAAAUUAAAGGCUAUAAUCACAAACUCAUCGCCUAUAAAGCCAUCUCUUGGAGAAUUACCCCCAGCACUGGUGGCCAGACUCCUGGACUCUAAUUCUAAACUAGCUCAAAGCGCGUUACAUAUCUGCGAAGCGCUCGCCACUGCGCUUGGACCAAAAUCUAAACAACAUGUGCGGACAUUCUUCCCGCCUUUCUUCCAAGCAUUCGGUGAUAGUAAGCAAUGGAUCCGUACAUCAGCUGUAUCGUGUGUGGAGACGUGGUGCAAAGAAGCGGGGCCGCAUUCACCUUUCGAAGGGGAGAUGGUGUUUGACGCCCUCAAAUCCGGCUCUCCUGUGCUACGAGCCACAUUGUUACAGUGGCUAGCCGAUCAUCUGCCCAAUGUUCCAUUAAAAUCAUUCCCCCGUGAGGAGCUAUCUGUGUGCGUGCCUGUGCUGUUCUCGUGCGUGGAGGACCGCGCGGCCGACGUACGCAAAGCUGCUGCUGAUUGCGUGCUGCCCAUCAUGUUGCAUCUCGGCUACGAGCAUAUGCACAAACACCUCGACAAACUCAAGCCGGGGUCAAAAACAGUGGUACUAGCCGUGCUUGACAAGGCGCGGCCAAACCUGCCUGUACAACCACUACCGACUAAAAGCAAGAAAGAUGAACCGCGCGGAGUCAAAUCAGCAGGUGCUCAGAAAAAAGAUGCCGAGAAGAAAACUACACAGCCCGCUAAAGGAAAGGGCGUCGCUAAGCCUUCAUCGGCGUCUAGUCGCGGUAAAAAGGAGGACGAUGACUGCACUCCAUUGUUACCUAACAACAACGCCAAAAAUCAGAGGAUUAUUGACGAUCAAAAGUUAAAAGUAUUAAAAUGGAACUUUACGACACCUCGCGAGGAGUUCUUCGAUCUUUUGAAGGAGCAGAUGACGAGCGCCGGAUUGAAUAAGCAACUUAUUGCUAACAUGUUCCAUAGUGAUUUUAGAUACCAUUUAAAAGCAAUUGAAGCUCUAUCGGAUGAUUUACAAGAGAACGGGUCAGCGUUAAUGGCUAAUCUAGAUUUAGUGCUCAAAUGGCUGACACUAAGGUUCUUUGACACCAAUCCAUCUGUCAUAUUGAAGGGUUUGGAGUACCUUUCUCUGGUGUUCCAGUUUUUAAUGGAUAGUGAUUAUACUAUGGCAGAAUAUGAGGCUAAUUGCUUUAUACCUUACCUCGUGUUAAAGGUGGGAGAUCCAAAAGAUACAGUACGUAAUGGCGUAAAGGCUCUCUUCAAACAGAUAUGUGUUGUAUACUCCGUCACUAAGCUGUUUGGAUAUCUCAUGGAAGGACUUAAAUCUAAAAACGCAAGGCAACGAGCUGAAUGUUUGGAGUGCAUCGGUCACCUACUGGAGACGUAUGGAUCCACGGUGAUGUCAGGUGGUGGUGGGGGCGCGGCUCUACGUGAACUGGCGAGACAUAUCGGAGACAGAGAUAAUGCUGUGCGCUCUGCUGCACUCAACUGUGUCGCUAAUGCAUACUUCCUAGAAGGAGAGAAGGUCUACAAGAUGAUUGGACAGAUAUCGGAUAAAGAUCUCUCUCUGCUAGAAGAGAGGAUAAAAAGAGCGAGCAAGAGUAAGAGUGCGGAAGCGAGAAGGUCAAUGGUCGUGCCGUUGUCUGCCAGCGGGAAACCAAUGCAGCCCAUGCCUGAGGAGGAACCUCCAAGACGAGUAAUCUCGGUGGACACAGUGCCAGCGGCGGAAAGUGAAGAGGAUGAAGAGGAGGAACAGCCACCGCCCCCUGUCACACAACCUGUAGCGCUAACCCCGCGUGUGAUACCGGGCCCGUUCGGUCUAGACCCGGAGUUAAUCGCGAAAUUGGACGCAUCUGUACCUACGCCGAGAAAAGUGGAUAUUCCACAAGUCGACCUCAAGUUCUUGGAUGAACCAGUACCCGUGCCACCGUAUCUGCAGCGUAGCAGCAUGGUACCGAUGUGCCCACCACAACACAUGCCGUCUUACCCCCUAGCGGCGCACGCGCAGCCCGCACAGCCUGCGCAGCACACCACACACGCAGCACCCCUAGUUGACGACUCCCAGAUAGCUGAUAUCAUACAUUCUAUUGCCAGUCCUGAUCUCAAUGCGGCGUUCCGAGCGGUAUCACUUAUAUCAGGCACGGUGAUGUCCGGUCGUGGGGCGGCGCUAGCUGCGUAUGAGUCGGUGCUGCUGACAGCGAUUGCGACACAACUGCGCCGCGUGCGCACUUCCCCCACACCUCCAGAUCCACAGACCACACUCGCUGCCUACAAAUGUCUUACUGGCGCACUUAAUACGUUCUAUGAUGCUGUGGACUGCGGUGGUAACGCCAACGAAGAAGCACUCUGCGAGGUGCUGAAGGAACUUCUCCGUGCGCUAGGUGGCGCUGCGGGCGAUGCGGAGCGAUACGUACGCAUCCUGAACAACGCUUGCGUCAGCGUUCUGGAACAUUCACCUAGAACGCCGUUGCUAUGUGCAAUAGUAUCACUCCUACACGAAUCUAUCGGCGUAUCGGAUCCGGCAUUUCCUCGUUACCAAGAUUUAUUACUGAAGUGCUUCUGGAAGACUCUAAAAAUGAUAGCCACGUGGGAUGUCAACUCUAUAGACUAUGACGCGGUGUUGUAUAAGAUACAUCUCUUCUAUAAAGCAUAUCCUAAUAACUAUUGGAAGAAGAACACUGAUAUCAGUGAUACACCAUACAGAACUGUAAAGACACUUGUACAUACGCUGGUGAAAAUGAAGAGCUGGGCAAUAAUUAACCACCUCAAGCAAAUACCUGAUGUCAACGAAUCCGACCUCUUGCCGUAUCUGUUCAAAGUAUUAAAGCAAUUGAAACAGGAUGAUAAGAAAGAGAAUGUCGUUGAAUCUUUGAACGGAGGUAAUGUGCCCAUCGGAGUGGGCAACGUUGGGAACGUGGGCAAUGUUGGGGGCGUGGGCAACGUGGGUGGAGUGGGCAACGUGAGUUCCAACACAGCGCUGCACGCAGGCAGGCUACCGAGAGCAUUGCACGAGGAACUGGCGUUGAUAUUGAAUAGAAUUAGUACGACUGAGCACAAGAGAGAAGCUUUAUCACAGUUGUAUGAUCUCAGAGAGCGACACCCUGAAGUGGACAUUUGGACGUUUAUGAAAGGUUCGUCGUUCUACUUCCGGAACUACGUGGAGCGAGGUUUAAAGGAGGUGGCGGAGAUGCGCAAGGCGGCCACAAUGCCCAUGUACAAACAUGACUACAAAACUGAUAAUAUGGAUAUCAAUACAGAAACCGAUGAAAAGUCACAUGUCGUAUUUCUGGAGCGAUUGCGAGCAUUACAGGCAAAGGCUGGUUUAAAGAUCGAUUCAAGUCCUACAUCUCAGCCGCGCACGCCGGUGGGCGACAACCGCGUCCUCACAGACUCGCUGGGUGACGGCAACCUGCCGCGUACACACAGCAUCGACCCUCAGCUAGAGUUACACACGGCGCAGUCAUUUUCACAAAGAAACGAAGCAGACAUGGACGCGCUGCGGCUCAAGCUGCAGCAGAUCAAGAGCUCCUCCAAGAAAUAGGCCCCGUCUUGCGUACCCGAUUGUAGUCCUUAUGUUAUAGUAGAUAGGUGUUACCGCAACUUGUUACUACGUCUUAGAGCUUCACUCGAGGAAUAAAGCAAUCUCAUCACUGACCUUUAUAUUGUACUGAACAGGCUAUAAGUCGUGGUAUUUUGUGUCUAGUUGAUUAUUGCCAUUUUGUCGCUGACUAGCGGUUCAAAGGGGAGUUUGAAAUUUGAACAGCAAACAGUAACUACUAACUAAACUAAAACGAAGCAAAAACAUUUUCAAGGAUCAACCUGUCCAUAUGUCAAUGGAGGUCAGUGAACUUCUUUACCGGUGCGCUUCACCAUUAAGUUAGUUCCUACGGCAGUUUUAGUGUUAAUCACAUGAAGUUUGAAUGGCCUAUAUUGCGGCUCGAUACGUCCACAGCCCCCCUUACCACGAAACGUGUUGAACAUGACAAUACGAGAAACAGUAUCGCAAUAAUCAGGGUAUAAGACGCUUUUAAAAUUAAAUCGUGAAUGUCGUGGUACGGGGGUAUUGAAAACGUCUUAUUAUGAUUGAUAGUUUGGAAAUCGUUACGGUUUCUUGCCUUUUGGUCGAGAUGGAUUUGUCUACUGUGAUAAAAGUUGCAGUAGAUAAGUUUUCAUUCCUUGUAGAUAAUUUUCUUGAUUAUGAAAUUUAAAGCACUCGAAUGCACAUUGUGUAGAAAUACGUAGUCCUUAAAAAUGUAUGCCCCAAUGAGAUAUUUUUUAUUCCACUAUUUCGACUCUAUAUUAAAAUUACAGCUUGGAAAAAUACUACGCUACUAAAAUAGAUUCAAUACAAAAAGUCAGUGAUUUAAAAUAACGAAAAAAAAAA